AUGGAAUCUACAAAAAACAUGUUUUGUUCGUCUCCACUUUUUCCUCCAAGAAUUCACCCCUGGAACACUCUUCCUUCAUCUUCUUAUACUUCUGUUUUGAUGCUCCGGGAACAAGUUGCGCCAACGGUCACCUCAUGGUGUACUAGUUUUUCGGCUCAGAAUUUUCCUGCUUCAGUUCUUUUACAAGAUCAGUGUAAUGAGUAUAGGCCUCUAUUACAUAUUUCAAAGAAAGACAAGGCAUGUCAGGCAACAUUAAAUACAAGGCAGAUGGAUAUGGUCUCGGUUCAAGAAGAGAACGACACUGGCAAUGCUGUUCAAGUAGAACAUGACUUCAGGAAGCACCUCUUGCCUCGUUUAGAGAACUUAUUAACUUCCUCACGAACAGAAGCGGAUGCUUCUUCAACUGUACAGAAUGCAGAUAGUUUGCAAUGUAAUGCAGUUUCUCUUACUUGGAAAGCUUUUCCUUCCUCAAAACAAGCUUCCUCGAUAGCCGAAGACUUGAGUUCAAUUAAAGCUGACGAGGACGCUGACAAUUCAAUUUCUUCUGGUCUAGCCUCUGCCAGUUUGGCCGAACCUUCACUUGGAAGAAAUAAAACUGUAAGAUCAACGCGGCAUCGAGAGAGACGGGCUAAAGAGAGAAAGGUACCAAAAUCGAAAGUUCAAGACAGAGAAACUUACCUUACAGGAAAGGAUGCUGCACAGGAAAAGCUUCAUGUACAGAAGAAGAUAAAUAAAGGGUCGAAUCAAAAGGAUCCCUUGAACUUGUUCUUGCAGAGUCCUGAAUCAAAACAACUUUUGACUUUUGAACAAGAGUCUCAGUUGGUUGCUCAGAUACAGGACCUAAUGAGAUUGGAAGAUUUGAAGACUAGUCUUCAAUCUCAAUUUGGAAGGGAAACAACUAUGGCUGAAUGGGCUGAGAGUGCAGGGCUUAACAUUCGGAGACUUAAGGCCCAACUUCGUCAUGGUACAAGAAGCAGAGAAAAAUUGAUUCAAGCAAAUUUACGGUUGGUACACUACGUAGCUAAAAGUUACCAAGGACGUGGUCUCAGCCUUGAGGACUUAUUGCAGGAGGGAAGCACAGGUCUCAUAAAGAGUGUUAAAAAAUUUACACCCCAAUCCGGGUGCCGAUUUGCUAGUUAUGCAUACUGGUGGAUAAAACAAGCAAUGAGGAAGGCCGUAUAUCAUCAUUCUAGGACAAUCCGUCUACCGGAGAAGGUAUAUAACAAACUUAGCAAAGUAUUGGAGGCAAAGAAAUUGUACAUGGAAGAGGGAAAUCUUAACCCGAGCAGAAAAGAAUUAGCAAGAAGGGUAGGAAUUGCAGCAGAAAAGGUUGACAGUUUGCUAUUUGUUGCAAGAAUUCCGAUUUCUAUGCAGAGAACUGUGGGAGCUGAGACUGAUACAACUUUUCAGGAGAUUAUUGCUGACACUGCAAUCGAGAGCCCGGACAUGAGUGUUUCAAAACAGCUUAUGAAACGACAUGUGCUCAACAUUUUAAAACUCUUACGCCCUAAAGAGAGAAGGAUAAUUCGGCUACGAUUUGGUUUUGAAGAUGGAGAAGAGAGAUCUUUAUCAGAAAUCGGGGAAAUAUUAGGUUUAUCUAGGGAAAGGAUCCGUCAGUUGGAGAGUCGGGCACUCUACAAGCUCAAGAAGUGUCUUGUUGGUCAAGGACUCGAGGCCUAUGCAGACUUGCUUAUAUAG
Molecule: messenger RNA, 1698 nt
Organism: Vicia faba (fava bean)
Lineage: Eukaryota; Viridiplantae; Streptophyta; Magnoliopsida; Fabales; Fabaceae
Source: the annotation of a GenBank genome assembly